Messenger RNA from Dracunculus medinensis (Guinea worm), 471 nucleotides. The record is from the annotation of a GenBank genome assembly. NCBI's taxonomy places the organism in Eukaryota, Metazoa, Nematoda, Chromadorea, Rhabditida, Dracunculidae.
GAAGCCAAAAAUCUUACAUCAAAAAAGUAUAAUGAAAUGAAGAUUGAUUUAGAAUCGAGGCAAAAACUUGACGAUCCUAUCAGUACUCUUGAUUUCAAAUGCGAAGAAUUUAAAAAAGGUGUUGAGAGCAUUCGUGAUUUGCUUGGGAUCGCUUAUCAUCCUGAUUCCAUUACAAUCUUAAAAGCCUGUUGCAAGUUUAUUGCUAAAAAUCUUUCAAACGAAGCAAUUCAAAGGAAUAAUAUUAAGGCGAAAUCUAAUCCAAAUUUAAAUGUAAUGCCACUAAAUGCUUUUGAAAUUGGAAUGGCGGAAAGCAAAGAUAAACAAGUAAACACUGCAGCACGAGCUUUGCGUCUUGUUCAUUUGGAAAAUCUUCGUGAAGUGCAAACUGAAGUAAAUGAGGCAAUAGUUGCGGUUCAGAAACUCACAGCUGAUCCGAAGACUGAUGCGCGUCUUGGUAGAGUUGGUUUUUAA